CGCUUGAAGCAUGGGUUCUAAAUUUUAGAACGACGCAAUUAAGCGUCGCCAGAUUAUAAUCUAAAUAAUCUAAGCGACGCUUUCGUUAGUUCAGUGUUAGUUACCAGGACCGGCGGGAAAGUAAAUAACAACAUGGCGGCUCGUCGAAGUGCUAUGUUAUCCACAUCACAGCGUCCAAAGCGCUUUAAAGCGGCGAAAAUCAGUGUUUUGAGUGUUUCAACGUCGGGAAAAAAAUCAAGAAAAAGCUUUUCUUUAAAAGUUCGGAAAAAUACAAUUAGUGACAGAAGUGUUGAUAGACAAUAUGGCCAAGGAGAGUUAGAUUCAGCGGUGGAUAAUAUAAAUCAAGGCACAUUUGAACAGGAAAUAUUUGACGAGUCAGAUCAGGAGGGCCCUGUAACGUCUCAACACAAUAAACGGAGAUUUAAAGAGUUCAGUAGCUGGGGAAAUAUUCGGGAAGAACUGUUAAACGGCCGAAUUGAGACAGAGGCCGAGGGGUUCUUUAAUAGCAGCCAGAAAUGUUGUGAAUGUGGGCAAAAUCAGGUUGAUGUUCGUUGUAACGAAUGUGGCAUUGAGCAGUAUUUCUGCCUAUUAUGUGCUGAAAAUAUUCACGGGCGACGAAAUUAUUUCCAUGUUUUGGAAAAGCUUCAGGAUGAAAACAUUGUGCCAUUUUUGUCAAUCAUGUUGUCAUUGGAAGAGAGCAUCAACAAAACUGUCCAUCAGCCCAACCUAGAAAUGUUGUUUGCAUUGAUCAGUUUGGUCGCCAACAUCAUAAACAGAUACUGUUUUGUGAUUGUGAGAAGGAUGCUGUAA
This is a messenger RNA of Dendronephthya gigantea, 810 nucleotides long. RefSeq lists its product as uncharacterized. The coding region runs from base 133 to 810 and encodes 225 amino acids. Lineage: Eukaryota; Metazoa; Cnidaria; Anthozoa; Malacalcyonacea; Nephtheidae. The record is from RefSeq and is a predicted model, not a curated record. The transcript is spliced from 3 exons.